Molecule: messenger RNA, 627 nt
Organism: Tauraco erythrolophus (red-crested turaco)
Lineage: Eukaryota; Metazoa; Chordata; Aves; Musophagiformes; Musophagidae
Source: RefSeq, a predicted model, not a curated record
CAGUGGAAACCUUGGCAAGCUGCUUGGCCCUCUGCCCAUGCACCCUGCUGCAGAAGAUAACUAUGGCUACGAUGCCUGUGCUGUCCUUUGCCUGCCUUGUGUUCCAAACAUCCUGGUGAUUGCCACCGAGUCGGGAAUGCUUUAUCACUGUGUGGUACUCGAUGGAGAAGAGGAUGAUGAGCAGUCAGAAAAGUCGUGGGACCCAAGAUCUGAUCUUAUUCCUUCCCUGUAUGUGUUUGAAUGUGUUGAGCUGGAACUUGCAUUGAAAGUGGCAUCAGGAGAUGAAGAAGAGCCUUUGGAGUCCGAUUUCUCUUGCCCAAUCAAAUUGCAUCGAGAUCCGAAAUGUCCCUCUCGAUACCACUGCACACACGAAGCUGGUGUCCAUAGCGUCGGGCUGACGUGGAUCAAUAAACUGCACAAAUUCCUUGGCUCAGAUGAAGAAGACAAAGACAGUUUACAAGAGUUGGGAGCAGAACAGAAGUGCUUUGUUGAACACAUUCUUUGUACAAAACCGUUGCCAUGCAGGCAACCUGCUCCAAUUAGAGGAUUUUGGAUCGUUUCUGACAUCCUGGGUGCCACAAUGAUCUGCAUCACGAACACCUAUGAGUGUAUUACAAGGCCUCUCUU